Cotesia glomerata is the source of this 917-nucleotide messenger RNA. Its product is annotated as pleckstrin homology domain-containing family A member 8. Gene Ontology annotation, biological process: ceramide transport; intermembrane lipid transfer. Gene Ontology annotation, molecular function: ceramide 1-phosphate transfer activity; ceramide 1-phosphate binding. Lineage: Eukaryota; Metazoa; Arthropoda; Insecta; Hymenoptera; Braconidae. The coding region runs from base 175 to 852 and encodes 225 amino acids. Gene Ontology annotation, cellular component: cytoplasm; cytosol; membrane. The record is from RefSeq and is a predicted model, not a curated record. The transcript is spliced from 5 exons.
UUUUUUUUAAUACCCACUGGAUUGAAGUAUGUUGAGAAAGUUAUUAAUAACAAAAGAUUAAAGCUUACUGUCAAAUCACAGAAUAAUUUUAUUCAUUAAUCUUACACAAAGUAUUAAAAAAGUUAAACUUACUAAUAGUUUUUGAUCAUAAAAUUGAAAUUCUAAAUACUUUAAAUGUCGGCUGUAAAUGAAAAUGACUGGAAAGCAGACGACAAUGAGGACGUUCGUCACAGUUUAGAACUAAAUUAUGGACUGGCUAUUAAAUUUCCAAAGAUUGUUAACGGUAAAAUUAACACCACUAAUUUUUUGGCAGCCUCUCAAGCCGUUGUACAAGUUCUAGAUAAAUUUGGUAAAGUCUUUGCUCCGAUCAAGUACGAUAUGCAAAUGAACAUCGAGAAAAUUCUCACUAAAUACAUAGCGAAUAAAGAAGAACACUUAACACUACAAGAUUUACUAUUAUCGGAGCGAGCAUCUGGAAAAAAAACAGUCGUUGUCGAUGCUUUGAUUUGGUUGACUAGAGGGCUGAAGAUGAUUCAUUUGUUUGUCGAUAGAGUAGUAGAAAAUGCAAGAGCAGUUCCACCCAAAACGGGUACCGAAGCUGAAGAUCUUGUUGCCAACAUAAAAAAUUCUUACAAAGAAUCAUUGGAGCCUUAUCAUGGCUGGAUGGCUCAGCAAUUAUUCGGAUUAUUAACGAAAAUGGCACCGACCAAGAGCCAAUUGUUGCUGUCUCUCGCUAACAAUCUACCGAACCAAGAAGCCGUCACAUUGAAUGCCCUGGAAAAUUUGAGCAAAGGCUUAAAAGAUAAUUUGGUUGCUUUGAAUUAUUUUUUUCGUGAAAAUCGCUUUGCUUAGCUAAAAAUAAUAAUCAAGAUUUUUUAAUAAAAAAAAAAAAAAUUAAUACUAAACUUACGUUAGAG